GAAUUGCAGCUAUUCAUCCUUGCCCUCGGAACUGGGAUUCAGGAUGCCGUCGUCUAUCCUCAGUUUGGCUGCUUCGUGUCUAACCAGACCGGCAAUACGGUCGUCUUCGCCGUAGGCGCCCUAUCUCGCCGAGGAGCACAUCCGAUCGUGUCGUCAGUCUCGUUGCCCGCAACCGCAACCUCACUCGGUCUUUUCAUCGCUAGUCUUUUUAUUACAGGACAGCUCGCGAACUUUCUGGACGUGGUUCAGCGCAGAUGGUGGCUCUUCUCUACUAGCUUGUUUCAAUGUGCUGUGAUAGCCAUCGCCGCUGCCCUCUUGUAUCGGCUUCCAGGUGCGUCCCACGCUUCAAACGGCCUAAGUCUGCUCGUCAUCUCUCUGUUGGCCUUUUCUUCUGGGGCCCAAGUCGGCAUGGUGCGCGCCCUGAAGAUCACCGAUAUCACUACUGCCAUGGCCACUGCCGCAUGGAUUGACGUCCUCAUUGAUCCAAAAUGUUUUGCUCCGCUUACUCAAAACAGAGGACGUAACCGACGGGUAGGCUUUCUACUGAGUCUCGUGGUGGGAAGUUUCAUCGGUGCAGCUGCACACGCCGAGCUAGGGCCUGGGUUUGCCGUCAUCCUAAGCCUUCUCACCCGAUUGCUAGCAACUGGCACAUGUCUAGUGCUCCCAACAAGGAGCAUA
Messenger RNA from Aureobasidium melanogenum CBS 110374, 678 nucleotides. RefSeq lists its product as uncharacterized. The annotation marks the transcript as partial. The transcript has a single exon. The record is from RefSeq and is a predicted model, not a curated record. Lineage: Eukaryota; Fungi; Ascomycota; Dothideomycetes; Dothideales; Saccotheciaceae.